AUGGAAAAUACAGUAACUCAGCUCUUUUGCCCUCAAGGUGAAGCGAAACAGGCUGACGAUCGUCCCGCGAACGCCGAGACCGAGGCCAACAAGCAGCGCAGAAAGGCUCAGAACCGGAAGAACCAAAGAGCGCGCCGUGAGUCUGUCUCUCGCUACCAUAGCCACCUACUGUGCUCAGAAAACCCUACAGGUCUACGGCUCAAGGAUAAAGAUGCGGGGGCUGUUCAGGUAUCGCGCCCAUUCCAGGUCAGGCGCUGGCGCCUUAACGAACGCGACGACUAUCCCCCCCAAGGAACCUCGCUAGCGUCCGAGAGCGCAGCAACCACGCAUAUCUCCCCUGGACCACCUCGCACGUACACAGGCUUAUCGCCCUCCGCAGCCGAGCGUACCAUCGUCCUCCGAGGAUCGCCACCCACCACCCACAUCUACCAACCGUUAACCCUUGACCCCCAGCCCUUUCUUUUUCCUCUCUCCUCGGACCACCUCCUCCAUCUCAUCCAGUACAACGUCUUCCGCGCCUUAGUCUCUAACAAACGCACCCUUAACACCCUGCCCACCGACCUGGCUACCUGUUCCGCUACCAGGCCCUGCCGCGACGACACAACGCGCUUCCCCCUCAACCCUAAUAUUCCUCCCUCCCUCAUCCCGACCAACCUACAGCAAGCCCGCUACCAUUCUACGUGGAUCAACGUCAUUCCCUUCCCCCGCAUCCGCGACAACCUUAUCAGACGCGAAGGCCGCUUCGACUACGGGGAGCUGAUGCAGGACCUUACUGGCGAGCUCAUGACCUCUAUACUCGCCCCACGGCGGCGAGGUACGUCGGGUACUGCCACAGGCCCCGAGGACAGGAUAUCCCUGUCCCUGCCAUCAGGAAUCGAUGCGGAUGAAGUCACCUCCGGGCGCAAUGGGCUCAUUGUCUGGGGCGAGCCGCAUGAGCUGCAGAGCUGGGAGGCCACCCCUGGUUUCCUCGCGAAAUGGGCAUGGGCCGUGGAGGGCUGCGAGGAGUUGGUGGAAAUAAGUAACACCUGGAGGAUCAAAAGGGGGGAGGAACCUAUGCGACUCUCGGUGUUGAGGAGCUAUCUGCCACCACCGGUUUCGCACGUAGCGCAAGUGGAGGAUGAGUGUUCAUAUAGGGUGUAA
This is a messenger RNA of Aspergillus affinis, 1140 nucleotides long. RefSeq lists its product as uncharacterized. The record is from RefSeq and is a predicted model, not a curated record. The transcript has a single exon. NCBI's taxonomy places the organism in Eukaryota, Fungi, Ascomycota, Eurotiomycetes, Eurotiales, Aspergillaceae. The coding region runs from base 1 to 1140 and encodes 379 amino acids.